AUGGCGCGAGAGAGGAGUGGCGCCGCGCCUAGUCACGUGGCGUCGAGUGGAUGCCGCGGCAGCGGCGGCGGGAAUCGCGCCGGCGGCAGCGGCGCGGGUCGCGGAAUUCCCAAGGAUCGCGCGGACAGGCGGCGGCCGAACAUCGAGCUUCAGGGCGCAACUCUCAGCGCAAGUGGCGGGCGAGUGCGCGCGCCGGGAGCUGAAGCCUCCGCAGGGGGCCACCGCGUCACCAGCGGCAGUCGCAAACAGUGUCAGUGGCGGGGCGGCGGAGGCGCAGUGACAAGCGCGGAGAAUGAUGACGACGAUGCUGAUGUCGCUGAUGGUGGUAACCACACUCGUGGCGGGGUGCUUCUGGAGCAGAUUGCUGCCGCGGCGCGAAUGAAGAGAGCUGCGCAAGAGGCGGCUGCAGCGUGGCGCGUGGCACUGGAGCAGCGCGGGACGGUGGAUGACGAAGGCAAAGGGGCGAGGGGGCGGGCUGCAGGACUGGCAGAGCGGAGGCGGGGCGACGACAAGGCUGGGAAGGCGCACGGAGGUGACGAGGCAGGUCGUGGGGGUAGUGAAGCGCGGAGGGUUGGGGUGAACGGGAACGGGCAGGUGAGGAUUCUUGUAAACGAGCAGCAGGCAGACGGCUAUGAUGAGGGCCAGGUGAUGCAGGAACAGCACACAGCAGCAGCAGUGUUGGAAGGAACAGUAGAGGGAGUGAGAAAGGAUGGAACGGACGAGGAAGCGAGCAGGACGCAGGCAGAGGCAGCAGCAGCAGCAGCAGCAGCGGCCUUCCCCACACUGGCACUGGCGCCGCUGGUGCCUCUGCUGGGCACAGGGGAAGACGUGGCACGAGCCAUGUGCGUGAACAGGGAGUGGCGCCACUCUCUCACACACGCCGUCCGCUCCUUCUCCCUCCGCUUCCACCCAGACUCCCUCUCCUGGCGCCCCUCCUUCCACCACCCCCCCGCCCUCUCCUCGGACCAGUGCAAUCCUGCAGCCAUCCAGCUCCCCCUGCUGGACCCUUCGCCUGCGCCCCUCCCCCCGCCCUCCCUCCGCCUGUGCGCCAACCAGGGGUGUGGCAGCUGCGCCAGUGGCAGCACUGCCUGGUGUGCGGGGGGUGGGGAGCGAGGGGGGUGGGGGGAAGAGGCGGAAGCAGGAGGCAACGCGAGCAGCAGCAGCAACAACAGCAGCAGUGACGGGUAUGGGAGCGGAUGGGGGAAGGUGCUGAGUUCAGUGGUACUGCAGUGCGACAUGCCCUUCCCAUGCACAUCGCUUUUGACACCGGGCAACAGUGUCACAAGCUGGAAGCACGCUCUCUCUCGCUACCCCAACCUCACGUCGCUGCACCUACCCCUCCUCUCCUCCCCCCCUUGGUCCACCUUGACCGUCAGCCUCGACAACAGUGCACGCAGCAGCCGCUACUACCCGCUCCCCUGCGACGUGCUCGUGUCGCCGGCUCAGCUGAGCAGCCUGCUGUGCGGCCUGGGGCAGCUGCAGUGCAGCGCCACGCUGCGCUGUGUGCACGUGGAGGUCACUGUGGACUGGCACUCGCAGCACCUCGUACGCACCAGCAGCAGCGGCGGCGGCGGCGGCACGCACUACCAGCGCCGCGCUCCCAGGCAGCACCACCUGCUGUGCCGCCACGGGGAGCUCGCGUGCCCUCGCCUCUUCCACAGCCGCAUGCAGAAACGCACGCUAGCCAUGGAGCAGAGAGAGGUAGAGAAGGGCGUGCAGGGUCUGCUGCACGGCUGCCCCAACCUGCGAGCGCUGCACCUGCACGGCCCAGAUCUCUCCUGCCUCCUCUCCCUCUCCACAACCACCCUCGCCGCUUUCUCCCACCUCACUCACCUCUCUCUCCCGCUCCCAGGCUCCAUCCCUACGCCCAUUCUCCACCUCUCCCGCCUCGCCUCGCUCUCCCUCUCACUCUGCCUCGAGUGUCCCACUGCUCUCGCCAGCUUCCACCGCCAGAUGCUCUCUCCGGGUCUCUUCCGCCACCUCUCCUGCCUCUCCUCCCUCUCUCUGCUCGCCCUCAGCUCGCCCCGUGGUGCAGCCACCGCCACCACCACCACUAGCAGCAGCGUUGUUAGCGUGUCACCAAGCCUCCUCGAUGGCUUGCACGCCUCUCUCCGCUCGCUCAUGCUGCUGCUGCACGAUGCCGACGUGCACGCCCCAAGUGCCUCACCCCUCACCUCCCUCUGGACCCUCUCCCGCCUCACACACCUCAACACCGAUCUUCACACCAAUUUCAACACUGAUUUUAACACGCUCGUCUACCCCCCUCCCUCGUCUACAGCCCCUCCCACUCCACUCACUCCCACCGCGCAUCUCUUCCCACCACACCUUUCUACCCCCCCACCCUCUCCAACGCCACAUCUCGGCCUUGCGUCCCUAUCACACCUGACCUCCCUCACCCUCACCUCUCUCACCCACGUCCCUGCGUCCCUCUCCCUCCUCUCAUCCCUCUCUCGCCUCGAGCUGCCCCGAGCCACAGAGGACCCUCACGGGGCCAUCCGUGCGUUGCCCCAUCUCUCCCAUCUAGACUGCAGUCUGAAGCAGCUACACCUCCUCCUUGACUUUGGCCCUUCGCCCUCCUGCCGCCCCUGCUUCUGUGGGAUUCGCCACCGCACCCGCGGUCUCACCUCCCUGGUGCUGCGAUCUCACCCACAGCUGCCCACCACCCACAUGCACACUCACUGCUACCCCUCCCUGCGCCACUUAGAGCUACACGGAAUCACCUCCUGCCACUGGCGCUGGGGCAACCGCGCCGUACCACCCGCCUUCUCCCUCUUCCCCAACCUGCAUACCCUCAUCUGCAACCCCCCUCCCGAUGACCCACACACAAACCACUCAGUCAACCUAGACCUUGCCCUGCUCCCCUCUCUCACCCGCAUCUCUGGAGGGUUUGCGCUGUCCCGUGCCGACCAUCUGCUCUAUCCUUCUCUCCACACAGUCGUGUUACACCGUGGCAGGAUGGUUCCUUCUGUUCCCUGGGAGCCGUUGCUGCUGCUUCGGUCUCUGCGCACGCUCAUUCUCUCGCAGUCGUUCCUCCUCUUAGACUCACCCAACCCGUACUACUGGCACAGGGACGUGCCACCGCCCUUGCACCUUCUCACAGCUCUGGACACGCUGCAGAUGCCCCUGCCCUGCCGUAAAUGGCAAAGGAGUCUGCCACUGCUGACAUUAAACUGGCCUCCUCACGUGCGCUGCCUGCGCCUGUGCGACUCCCCUCUCACUCACGUGCCCCCAACUCUGCUCGGGUGCUUGGAAUUGGAGGAGCUGCACCUGAUUGGCUGGCCGCAUCUGAGUGAGCUGCCAGCGGGGCUGGCGGGGUUGGAGAGGCUAAGGGUGGUGAGGGUGAGUGGGUGUGAGGAGGAGCCUGGUGUGCCAGUUGAGCUGCUGCCUCUGCUUCGAGGGAAGCGCUGGCACUUCCCCUUCACCCAAUCCAUGGCUUGUGAGCGAUGA
Messenger RNA from Closterium sp. NIES-65, 3447 nucleotides. NCBI's taxonomy places the organism in Eukaryota, Viridiplantae, Streptophyta, Zygnematophyceae, Desmidiales, Closteriaceae. The record is from the annotation of a GenBank genome assembly.